Molecule: messenger RNA, 519 nt
Organism: Dothidotthia symphoricarpi CBS 119687
Lineage: Eukaryota; Fungi; Ascomycota; Dothideomycetes; Pleosporales; Dothidotthiaceae
Exons: 1
Coding region: 1-519 (172 amino acids)
Source: RefSeq, a predicted model, not a curated record
AUGCCCUCCGUGAGCUCGCCUCUCUCGCCCAGGACUGAGGCUAUAACCGCCCCUUCCCAAAGUCGCCGACGACCAAAUCUCAAUUCGCGUCAAUCUUCGAACGUUGGACCCGCUGCGCAUCUCAGACUGCCAUCGCUGCCACGCUUCCACCCUGCCAAUUUUGCAUCAGCCAACUCCAGCACUGCAGCAACACCAGUCACUGGACCCAACAGCCCUCAAGCCCCAGUCUCGCCCCGAUCCAGUAGUCGACAAUACGAAGUUCAGAAGCAGAUGUAUCACUACCAACAACAGCUCCUCGCCAACACGAACCGUCAAGUCAGAGGCCCGGGAUCGAAGCCCACGAGCCCUCGUCUGGAGCCCAUGGCCAGUCCAGGUGCCGUUACUCCAUUGGAACUUGAGGGUGCUGACGGCUAUCUCACUGCUGGUCUCCGCACUGGUGAUGUAUCGUCGCACGUCGAGAAAUUGAUCCGUGAUGAGGCCAAGCGUCAUGGACGCACGACUUCAGUUCGUAGUAGCUGA